GCUGCGCCCAACUGCUUUGAAGCUGGGAACGGUGAAGUGGCGGCAGCUGAAUGUCAAUCGUCUCCCAGAGUUUCGUCCGUGGCUUGCUGAAGCAUCAUCCGAGUUUUGUCAGCGAAUGGGUGCUGGAGCGAAGCGCCGAUGGGAUUCGCUGUGGCUCCGGAAUGCUGGCAUCCCCGCAAAGCUUUGCCCUGUUCUGCAAACAGCUCAGAAUGACAUGAUACACAUACCAGCAGCGUACAUUCAGGAGUGGGUGGAGGUUGUAAGACUCAUGGACUCCUCAGGCAUGAAUUUCCAUCACAUCUUCGGAACUGCAGCUGUGGGACUUGCACCAGUAGAUGACAUUGAGGUCUUGUUGUCUUAUUAUCUAUCCAGUAAGAAUUGCAGUUGGCAGCUUCACGCUUAUCCACACUGGCAUGGCUUCCACCCUUGCAAGUUUG
Molecule: messenger RNA, 437 nt
Organism: Symbiodinium pilosum
Lineage: Eukaryota; Dinophyceae; Suessiales; Symbiodiniaceae
Source: the annotation of a GenBank genome assembly